Rotaria sp. Silwood1 is the source of this 258-nucleotide messenger RNA. The record is from the annotation of a GenBank genome assembly. Lineage: Eukaryota; Metazoa; Rotifera; Eurotatoria; Philodinida; Philodinidae.
AUGAGUAUUCCUUUUUUAAAAUCAUACAAAUUUUUUUUUAAAACUUGUACACAAAUAAGUAAAUCAAAAUCAUUUAUUAAAUAUUUAUCAUCAAUGACUUUUUCAACAAAAUCCUCAUUAUGGAAUGAUAUUGAAUUAAAAGGUAUUUUAUCAUAUAAAACAAUAUCAUCAAUUCAAUCAUCAAAUAAAACAAAUGUAUCAAGAAAAUUAUUUCAAUCGAAUACAACAGAUCAAUUAACAGUAAGAUUUAUUAUUUGA